Messenger RNA from Amoebophrya sp. A25, 2823 nucleotides. NCBI's taxonomy places the organism in Eukaryota, Dinophyceae, Syndiniales, Amoebophryaceae. The record is from the annotation of a GenBank genome assembly.
GGACACAAUUUCUUGUCGAAUAAAAAGUGUCAGAAACGAUGUUGUUGAGCAGAUAUUUUCACUGGUGCGUCUGAAUAACAAGGAGGGAUUCAGAUUGAAUAAUGGCUGCUUCGCGAUGCGCUUCGCGGCGCGCGGUGCAGCUGUUUGUGUGGCAAUGGUCAACUACAAGCGUUAGAAGUUCAGGGGCGUUACCGAGUCCUCGAGCAGUUCCACUGGGCCUUCCCCCAAGUGUGACUACUGAACGAAAAACGACGUCGAAUGAGCAGAACGGAGGCAGCAUACCAUCCUCUACUUCAGGAAGGACGACCGAGGACGACAAGACAAGUAGCGGCAGAGCAGGAUCUUCACCACGAAAGAGCGAGGUCAAGGCAAGUAAGCGGAGCCAAGAACCACAGAUUGUGGCGGCGCACCUGCGCAAAAAUACUAGGAAUGAAGCUGGUGGUGGCGCGCCAACAUCCUCAUCCCUGGAAACUAGUGGACAAAAAAGCUUAACAUCUUCGUCCGAAAUAUACGACAUAGGAGGACGCAGGUCGACGAUGUCAAGAAAAAUUUCACCACCACCUAGAGGUCCCUCUGGAAGAAGGGGUAUUAGGAAAAAUGACAAAGCGGAAGUCGCGGAAUCUCCACCAAGCUUGGUGGUCGUAGAGAAAAUGUCUUUCUUGGCACCAGCAGAGGGAAUGAGAAACCCGCUUUCUCUACAAAGAAAGUUCGUUACGUCCCACGGAGGAGGUGGAGCACGGACAAAAGCAGCCAGAGCAUCAAAUAGCACAGGUGUACCGGACUGCGAUUUGUAUAUGGUAUGGCUAGGUGGAGACGAAAUUUAGAAGAACUCCGAUAGUUCGCUUUCGGUUACAAACUGGAAACCCUGAUCUCUUUCUCUCUGUUUGUUUAGCCACGACCGGAUGUCAAGAUGCGUGUCUUUAAGUUUUGAGAUCUCAUGUGCUCUGUGUAUUGCGCUGUGUCUCCCAGUAAUGCCUCUCUCUUUUGUCCCCCUUUCUUGUCCCUCUCCUUUCAUAAGCUCAUCGAGGUGUUGGACCUAUUGUCGAUGCUCCUAGUUGUGUCGACGCCUGCAAAAGCGAGUACUACCGGGGAGUCUGCGGCGUCAACUCAAAUUGGGUUUAUGGAGCACGCGGCCAUUAGAUAGUCGAUGUGUGUACAUAUUGGACAUACGCGGUUAUUAGAUAGCACGCACCUACUAAAUUGGGAGAUCUGUCCAUUUAGAGUUCACAUGACACUUUACCGUCUUUCACUUUAUUUUAUGCGUAGCAAUUUAAAUCCACCAGUACCAUCAUAAUAGAUCGGAAAGAACUACAUUUGUAUCUUAUCUAUCAAUAGGAAAAAUUUACAUCUGGUUUACAGCUUAUUAUAGACACUUGUCAAACUUGUAGUUGUAGUCCUAGUCGUAAUACAAAUAAUCGAUUCGGACUAUCGUCCCUGUUCUUCAUGUCGAAGUGCAGGCGACCACAUGGCCAGAGACGAACGAAUGCCAGUGCCUGAAGAAUGGCACCCUAUGCGCGAACGCGGAUCCAGCGGUAACCUGGGUCUGGAACCAGAUUUGCUUCACGAGUCGCGUCGCAUCCUUAACCUCCAAUACCACUGGAACAGUUAAGAGCAAAGACUUUUUCUUUUGACGAAGAUAAAGAUAGCUGAUUCAUUGUUGGUAAGCGAACUUUCUUGCAAUAACAACUCCGGGAAGUUCUUGUCCACUUGUUGUUUUGUGGUUCACUAGUACAACAUUCAUUUACCAGAAUUACCAUCUUCUAACUGCCGCGUCGGAACGGGAAUAGCCUCGGCUUCUGCAGGCACGUCGACCCUGUUGUUGUUCUUUCUGCCGUUGGUGCUCUUCGUCAUGUGCUUUUUCUGCCUCAUAUACUAUGUGGCGACUGUCCUUCUCCAGGGAAUGUUCGCGAACAUGCUAAAGAAACCAUCCUGAAAUUGAAAAAAACUUUUAGUACUUCCAUGAAGAAUAUAUUAGAGGUUACAGUCAAUAGGAAUAUUAGAAACAAUAUUACAUAGCCGUUUUUUGAGAAUUAGUCACCAGUGUUGUUGAAUGAAAUUGCUAGUCGCCAAGACCCACACCAUUAUUGUUGAAGAAAUUAGGCUAGAUCAUGAUCGUUUUCGUUAUUGUCUCUGAGUUUUAAUGAGAUGGUAAUAACAAGCAUAGAAACGUGCCAGAGAAAGCCUGGUGAGUCGAUGAAUUUCAAUUCUGUUGGACCAAGUAUAAUCAUCUGCUAGAUUACUUAUGUGGCUUUGAGUUUCUUAAGUGUUUCAAGUAAAGGCGCAAAAGGCAUAAGAGACUGAAAUGGUGCUUUCUCACAGUGCUCAAGCAUGCACCUUCCAUAGAUAACGGACAUCGCAGUGGCGGUAUAUAGAAAUUGUUUGGAAAACUACAAUAAUUUUUUUGUACAUGAUGAUCAUGAUGUUAGUGGCGCUGUAUAUACGGAUUUUAGUAGGGGCAUGAUGUUGAGCACACAUUUAACGAAAAGUACUAUCAUAUCUAUUGGUUAAUAGUGCUAUACUUCAAAUCUUCAUCAUUGAUAUGGGAUUUUCAUUUUCUCACUUCUUCACCAAGUGGAGCAUAAUUCGCAUGAAGUUCGAUCGAAAAUAGUCUUCCUGGACGUUCUUGUCUGUUCCUUCGAAGCUCCAGCUUGCUUCUAAUCAUCCUUACCUCGGUUUUCCUUCGAGAAUUCCUCACUAACAAACAGAGCAAUCACUAACUAUUCAAGAUCAUCAUGAGUGAUUUUCCUGUUUUGUGCAAACAUGUCAACGAAAGAAAUGACAUGAAUGAUGAUCAGCGGGCUGGGUCGCAUGCUUGCGUGUUGG